This is a messenger RNA of Impatiens glandulifera, 1231 nucleotides long. Its product is annotated as spastin-like. Lineage: Eukaryota; Viridiplantae; Streptophyta; Magnoliopsida; Ericales; Balsaminaceae. The coding region runs from base 92 to 1036 and encodes 314 amino acids. The record is from RefSeq and is a predicted model, not a curated record. The transcript is spliced from 11 exons. Gene Ontology annotation, molecular function: ATP hydrolysis activity; ATP binding. Gene Ontology annotation, cellular component: microtubule cytoskeleton.
UACAUCCACAAGUAAGAGCAAAGUUCAUACACAAUCCGCAUCAUCUUCUUUGUUGAAUUCUGCAAGACCUGCACAUGCUUAUGGUUCAACUAUGAAUAAUCAAGCUAAUAGGAAUAUAAACUCGAAGCCUGCAACUGAAUCUGGCAAUCUCCAAGAUGCAAAGUUGGUGGAAAUGAUAAGUUCUGUCAUCGUAGACAAGAGUCCAUCUGUUAAGUGGGAGGAUAUAGCUGGACUUGAAAAGGCGAAACAGGCUUUACUUGAAAUGGUAAUCCUGCCAACAAAGAGAAAAGACUUGUUUACUGGACUUCGCAAACCAGCUAGAGGUCUGCUUCUUUUUGGUCCACCUGGUACCGGUAAGACCAUGCUUGCUAAAGCUGUAGCUUCGGAGUCUGAGGCCACAUUUUUUAACAUUUCUGCUUCUUCCCUAACCUCAAAGUGGGUUGGAGAGGGUGAAAAGCUUGUCCGAACUCUCUUCAUGGUUGCUAUAUCCAGGCAACCAUCUGUAAUAUUUAUUGAUGAAAUUGAUAGUAUAAUGUCAACAAGAAUGGAAAAUGAGAACGAUGCAAGUAGAAGGUUGAAGUCAGAAUUUCUGGUUCAGUUUGAUGGAGUGACAUCUAGUUCCAGCGAUCUAGUUAUUGUGAUUGGUGCAACUAAUAAGCCACAGGAAUUAGAUGAUGCAGUUCUCAGAAGAUUGGUGAAGAGAAUAUAUAUCCCUUUACCAGAUCCACAGGCUAGGAGACUUCUUCUGAAACACAGACUCAAGGGCCAAGCUUUUUCCUUACCUGGUGUGGAUCUUGAAAGACUAGUGCAAGAGACAGAAGGAUACUCUGGAAGUGAUCUUCAGGCCUUGUGUGAAGAAGCUGCAAUGAUGCCAAUCAGGGAGCUUGGUUCAAACAUCCUAACUGUCAGGGCAGAUCAGGUAAGACCACUAAGAUAUGAAGAUUUUCAUAAAGCAACAACAGUUAUUAGACCCAGCCUGCAGAAGACUAAAUGGGAAGAACUUGAAGAAUGGAACCGGGAAUUUGGUUCAAAUUGAAGUGUGAAAACAAUAAAGGCGCCUAAUUCAAUUCUCAUAUAAAGAAAACAUCUCUACUGAAACUGAGGUGAGUGCGUUUUCAUAUUGUUCUGAAAUCUCAUGUUUGAUUCUUAUUUAAAAAACAAACUGAAAAGAAAAGAGAAAAUGUAAUGUUUUUCCUUCAUUGCUCAAAUCUCGAUUCCAAUGAUUGUGUUU